This is a messenger RNA of Culex pipiens pallens (northern house mosquito), 1096 nucleotides long. RefSeq names its product tripartite motif-containing protein 45. NCBI's taxonomy places the organism in Eukaryota, Metazoa, Arthropoda, Insecta, Diptera, Culicidae. The record is from RefSeq and is a predicted model, not a curated record. The transcript is spliced from 3 exons. The coding region runs from base 1 to 1062 and encodes 353 amino acids. Gene Ontology annotation, molecular function: protein binding.
AUGCCUCCUUUAUUCAACUUCCAACUUCCGGAACUUCCUCGUCAUGCCCACGCUGGCGAUGUGACGUUCCAAAUAACUGAGGAAAUCAGUUCGCAACCAGGACCAACCAUCCAGUGUGGAACCACUUGUGAUUGUGGGUGGGACCACCCACUGGAGGCACCUUGUGCUGCUCCCCCGCUCCGACAAAUCGCUUUCAUUUUCCGGCAAAUUCCGGCUCUAAUCGUUUGCAUUUUAUCUUGUGAUUUUCUGCCUCUUUCUCUCGCUCUAGAACAACGCUCCCAGAACGCGCGCGCAGCGAUUGACUUUGCCGAGGAGAUAAUCAACGAGGGCAAUGAGAUAGAAAAUUUAGUUUUUGUCAGCAUCCUGCUGAAGCGAUUUGAGCAGUGUCUUCGCUCGAACCGGUCGCUGGACUGCCGCGUGACGGACACGUUGGAAUUCCUGCCGGAGGAGCGGACUCCCUGCGUGCGGCUGCAGAACCGAAUUCCGCUGUACGGGGUGGUCACAACGCAGAAGGUUGACCCGCGGAACUGCUCGCUGGACAACUGCUCCGGGUCGGCGUUGGCCCAAGGUCUCAAGGUACACCGGCGCGUCGAGAUGACACUGGUGACCAAGGAUUACGAGGGAAAACCAAUGACCCAUGGUGGCAUUCUUGUCGAGGGCGAUCUGCGAUACCGGGACGAGGAGAACCGACCCGUUACGGUGGCCGUGACUGACAGCCGUGAUGGGACCUACCAGCUUUCCUUUAUGCCGGAACGGGCAGGUGUUAUGGCCCUGAUGAUUUCCGUCGAUGGCAAGCUCAUUGAGGACUGUCCGUAUGUGCUGAGAAUCCACAACUUACGGCCCCAUCGAGGGGUUUAUCACUGCUGUUCGUUCUGCUCGAGUAACGGGUCCAAAUAUGCCACUUGUGCGUGCGGAUCGGUGAUGCCCGGUGGUUACCGGGGCUGCGGUCACGGUCACGAGGGGCAUCCCGGCCAGCGGCACUGGUCCUGCUGUGGCAGCGUGCAGGAACACUCGGACUGUGCGGGGGCGUGGAAGAAGGCGGGAAAAGGGGGUGGGGUGUGACACAUUUUUUUGCUAAUAUAUGUGCGGCAUUAGA